AUGUACGCAACAUAUGAUGCAAUGUACGCAACGGAGAAGGAGAAAAUGUCGGGCAGACGAUACACCUUCAUCGCUUAUCCUCCGCGACUAACCCACAACCAACGAUAUCUUCGCAUAUCCGCCACCAUUGGACAACAAACUAUGAUAUUCUUCUAUCCACUAAAUACAUUUCCCGUAACGUAUUCCCAGCUCAACGAUCUAUCAACUAACCGACAGUCAAAUUAUUGUUCAAGGAAACGACAAAGAGUUUCGGUUGUUGAUCUGGAUGCGAUAUGUAUAACUGAAGAACCAACAAUUCAUAAAGUAAUAUUGAACUCGGAACCAGCUAUUAUGGUAUUAAGAAAGGAGAAACCAAAGGGAAAAACUGAUGUUAAUUCGGAAAUGCAGACGAAAAUGGAGAACAAAAAUCUUCCGGAUGGGAACCAACGAAUGUGA
Loa loa (African eye worm) is the source of this 435-nucleotide messenger RNA. RefSeq lists its product as hypothetical. The transcript is spliced from 5 exons. Lineage: Eukaryota; Metazoa; Nematoda; Chromadorea; Rhabditida; Onchocercidae. The record is from RefSeq and is a predicted model, not a curated record. Bases 1 to 435 code for a protein of 144 amino acids.